UCUGUAUUGAUGGCAGAAGGAAACCGGACAAGAGUUGGGGAGUUUAUCCUCAUGAGCUUCUCUUCGCUACCUACUGAAAUACAGUCACUACUCUUCCUGACAUUUCUAAUCAUCUACCUGGUCACGCUAUUGGGAAACAGCCUCAUCAUUCUUGUUACCUUGGCUGACCCCAUGCUGCACAGCCCCAUGUACUUCUUCCUCAGGAACUUGUCCUUCUUGGAGAUUGGCUUCAACCUAGUCAUCGUGCCCAAGAUGCUGGGGACCCUGCUUGCCCGGGACACAACCAUCUCCUUCCUUGGCUGUGCCAUGCAGACGUAUUUCUUCUUCUUCUUUGGAGUUGCUGAAUGCGUCCUCCUGGCCACCAUGGCAUAUGACCGCUAUGUAGCCAUCUGCAAUCCCUUGCACUACCCAGUCAUCAUGAACCAGAGGACACGUGCCAAAUUGGCUGUUGCCUCCUGGUUUCCAGGCUUUCCCAUAGCUACUGUGCAGACCACUUGGCUCUUCAGCUUUCCAUUCUGUGGCACCAACAAGGUGAACCACUUCUUCUGUGACAGCCCACCUGUGCUGAGACUGGUGUGUGCAGACACAGCAAUGUUUGAGAUCUAUGCGAUUGUUGGAACUGUGCUUGUCGUCAUGAUACCCUGCUUGCUGAUCCUGUGUUCCUACAUUCGCAUUGCUGCUGCCAUCCUUAAGAUUCCAUCAGCUAAAGGGAAGCAUAAAGCCUUCUCUACCUGCUCCUCCCACCUCCUUGUUGUCUCCCUUUUCUAUGUGUCAUUAAGCCUCACCUACUUCCGGCCUAAAUCCAAUAAUUCGCCUGAGAGCAAAAAGCUGCUGUCAUUGUCCUACACUGUUGUGACUCCCAUGUUGAACCCCAUCAUCUAUAGCCUGAGAAAUAAUGAAGUGAAGAAUGCCCUUGGCCGGACCUUCCACAAGGCUUUCGGCCUUAGAAUUUGCAUCCCAUAGACAUUAAGAAAUGAGAGUAAAGUGUACUCAAUGUGGAGCAAUCAGGUUCAUAUUUGGGAUUUCUCUGCCUCCCUUGCCAUCUCUGUUGGGAUGAAACCCAGCUGCCGAAAUGAUUAUUGGGAAGCUCAGAAGAGGGAAAAGAGCAGAGAAGUAGGUUGGCCCUGUUUCUACCACCUGGAAACUCCUCUGUUCAUUGUAGGUUUAC
Acinonyx jubatus (cheetah) is the source of this 1168-nucleotide messenger RNA. Its product is annotated as olfactory receptor 10A2. Gene Ontology annotation, biological process: G protein-coupled receptor signaling pathway. Lineage: Eukaryota; Metazoa; Chordata; Mammalia; Carnivora; Felidae. Gene Ontology annotation, cellular component: membrane. Gene Ontology annotation, molecular function: olfactory receptor activity; G protein-coupled receptor activity. The coding region runs from base 10 to 963 and encodes 317 amino acids. The record is from RefSeq and is a predicted model, not a curated record. The transcript has a single exon.